AAAAAGCUCACCCAAAAUGCAUCGGCUCGACUAGGAAGAGGUGAAUAGUUGACAUUUCACAGCUGACAGACAUGGCUAAUAGCUUUGUUCUGAAAUUGUUUCGUCCCUCUGCCUUGACAUUGUCUGCGUCUCUCCGGGCAGCUCGUGUGUUUCGGCGGAGCUCGGCGGCGGCAGGAGGGACCAGACUUUGCUCCAGCGAUGAAAGCGAGAAAAUCAGCCGCUACCCAGUACCCUACAGGAAAGACCUGCCGUAUGAUAUAGUGGAACUGAUGGGGGAAGUGGAGGCAAAGGGAGGCUUUCUGCCCAAUGUCUUCAAAGCACUGUCCCACAGACCAGCAGAGUUCAGAGCUUUCUUUGCUUAUUACAAUGAACUGAUGAACAAGGAGACAGGCGGGUUAACCAAAGCAGACCGUGAGCUGAUUGUAGUGGCCACCAGUAUCCACAACAAGUGUCUGUACUGCGUGGUGUCCCACAGUGCACUGCAUCGCAUCUACUCAAAGAAUCCCACUCUGGCUGACCAGGUCAUUGUGAACUAUGAGAAUGCAGAGCUGUCUCCUCGGCAGCGCGCCAUGCUGGACUUUGCCUUGGCUGUGUGUCGCAGCGACACCAUCACUGAGCAGCACUUCCAGUCCUUGGAGGAAGUGGGCUUUGACCGUGAGGAUGCCUGGGACAUUGGUGCCAUCGCCUCUUUCUUUGCCAUGUCCAAUCGGAUGGCCCACCUCACUGACAUGAGGCCCAAUGCUGAAUUCUACAUUAUGGGCCGUGUACCACGGGACAAAGGAGAGGGCAAAUGAAAACAAACUACUGGAGCAACUAACAUAAUCAGCCAAGAGCCAGAAAUGACACUUUGCUACAUUCACACUGCGGCUGAAAGUGGAUCAGCUCAGAUUUUGUGUCCCCCUCCUAGGUGACACGGUGGCACUACAUGGACAUAUGGUACAGAAUAGUGUCCUGAGGCAUGUGACGCACAUGCAUCUGGUAUUUGAAUGCUCAAAUCACAAUUUAUCAGCCUUGCCAUGACUGUAGGCAAAUCUCACGUCAUUCAUUUGAGAACUUUGUCAUAAGUUUGGUGACGACAGCAGCUUGACAGAGUUAGCUUGGGGGACCAUGAAUCACAACAAUGGAAAGCUGAUUUGAUUGGUUUUUGGGAAGACGCCUCAUUUUAGUCAAAACUUCAAGGCACAAAUGUCUCACAUUUACUUGAAACAAGUACUGACAUAGUUGUCUUUUUGACAUUGCUGUCAGUUCAUAAAAUAUCAUAGGGAUUGCAUCCUCCAAUCAGUCAUUGAUUGAGAAUAGAUAUGAACAUUCAUAAAAAAAAAAAAUCAGAUUUCUGUUGCACUUGGAAAUGCAACAUAAAGGACUGCAGUGUGAAUGUAGUGAGCUGUAGAGUUCCUAAAGCUUUUUCCAUUAUCCUUACAGAUGAAUGGUUUAUCAGUCUCACCGUUCAACAUCUCAUUGAGCAGAAGAAGAGGGGGAGAGAAAACUUUUAAAUGAUGUGUGCCUUUCAGUGUGUCUGUUCUCCCUUCCUCUUUUCCUGGGUAGGAGAGUUUUCAGAGGUGGCAUAACACCAGUGUCUGUACAGCAUGUAUCUAAUGUAGUCAGUCUGUUUUUGUCAAAGGAAUACUGUGACAUUUUUUUUUUUUUUUUUUUUUUUUAAUUUUAGUUGGCUCCUGUUCUUCAUGAAUCUCUUGUCCCAUUGUGAUGGUAAAAUUUUCUUUUUGUCAAACUAGUUGUCCUUUAGCUUCUCUGAAAAGUGUUUUGUUAACAUGUAAAAACAAACAUCAGCCAAAACUGAAAUUCACCUUCCUUGCAUCUGGCAGCCAAUGUGUACAACUAAAGUUGGGUAAUUUUUUAAGGAGCACUGCCUAGAUAAUCCUCAUUUUUGUUUUUCUAAAUAGACUAUAUAUUUUUCAUUAUUCAAAGUAAGUUUCAGUUCCCUCUUUACCCUCUUUAACAUUCAGAGAUUGAGGUAAUGUGACAAUAAGUCAUUUUAUUUUGAAAGCUUUAUCUGAUGUACAGCCCUCUGUUGGUAAAGACAAAGAA
Molecule: messenger RNA, 2046 nt
Organism: Myripristis murdjan (pinecone soldierfish)
Lineage: Eukaryota; Metazoa; Chordata; Actinopteri; Holocentriformes; Holocentridae
Exons: 5
Coding region: 72-794 (240 amino acids)
Molecular function (GO): peroxiredoxin activity
Source: RefSeq, a predicted model, not a curated record